AGUACUGACCUUUUCUUCAAAAGCAUUUAGGCUUCCAACUGGGCUUCCAUUGGGGCGUUUGCUCGACUGUCAAGAAUGCACGCCGUGCUCAUCCAAAUGCAGUAAUAAUUGCUUCUUUGGUGGCAUCGUUGCAUAAAGAUCUAGAGACCAGUGCUGGAUUCGUUAUGUCGAGCUCCAUGUGCCUGGCGCGAUGCUCUGCCAGCCUCUCGGCUGGCAACUUCCCGUCGAGAAUGUUUAUGGGGAGAUUGCAUGCCCAACGUCGCACGCGGACCUUACAGCUACGGUGCGCGGCCAGCCUGCUGCCAGAUCAGCCGACGUUAGCGGCCUCCAGCGCCAUCUCGCCAGUGCCUUCUGACCUUCCCGAAGUCUUGGGUGAUGCCCUGCACCGGCUGGGUGCCAUGUACGUGCUGGCCGACGCCUCGGCCUCGACCGCUGCCGCAGCCGUCAUGCCCACUGCCGUGGACAGUGCCGCUGGUGCGGCACCACAGCGGGCGGGAGGCUGGGUGGCGCCGGUGGCUGACGCGCUGGAGCAGGUGCUGUACGCGCUGCAGGAGGGGCUGGACAAGCUGCACGUGCCCUACUCCUACGGUUACUCAAUCAUCCUGCUCACGCUCAUAGUGAAGCUGCUCACGUACCCGCUUACCAAGCAGCAGGUGGAGAGCGCCAUGGCUGUGCAGGCGCUGAAGCCGCGCAUCGACCUGAUCAAGGACCGUUUCGGCGAGGACAAGGACAAGAUCCAGAAGGAGACGUCAGUGCUGUACGAGCAGGCCGGAGUCAACCCCCUGGCCGGCUGCCUGCCAACACUGGCCACCAUCCCCAUCUUCAUCGGCCUGUUCUCUUCGCUUACCAACGUGGCCAAUGACGGGCUGCUGGACACGCAAGGCUUCUACUUUGUGCCCUCACUGGCGGGCCCCACCACUAUGGCCAUGCGGCAGUCGGGUCUGGGCACCUCGUGGCUGUGGCCGCUGGGGCCGGACGGCGCCCCGCCCAUCGGCUGGGAGGACGCUGCGGCGUACCUGACCCUGCCGCUGCUGCUGGUGGCGGUGCAGUAUGCGUCCAGCUCUGUCACGUCGCCGCCCAUUGACCCCAAGGACGAAAAUGCAAACACGCAGCGCGCUCUGCUGGUGUUCCUGCCGCUGAUGGUGGGCUGGUUCUCGCUCAACGUGCCCGCCGGCCUGUCGCUCUACUACCUGGCCAACACGGUGCUCAGCAGCGCCAUACAGAUCUACCUGAAGAAGCUGGGCGGAGCCAAUGUGGUCAUGAACGAGCUGGGCCCAGUCACCAAGCCCGGGUCCGGCCGCCGCAACGGCGUGGCCGCGGGCGAGUGGAGCGUGUGGAAGCCCGCCACCGUGCUGACCACUGCGGAGGCAGCCAAGGCGCGGGCGGAGGCGGAGGAGGCGGUCGAGCGGGCGCGCGAGGCCGCGGAGGAGGCGGCUGCGGCCGCUGCUUUCGAUAACGCGUCCGUGUCGCUGUCAGUGGACGACUCCACAGCCGCCAUAGCCGGUACGGCUACCAUGGCGGUAACAGCCGGCGCGACGGCGGCAGCCAUGGACCCCAGCAAGGUGAACCGGCGCUGCAAGCGGCGGCGCCUCACCUCAUUGGUGCAGGACGGUAGCACGGCGUCGGCGGCGGUGGCCGGUGCGUCGGCUUGAUUGCAGUGGGCUGCACGUGAGCAGGGACCCUCGUGCCGGCGGCAGGGUGCAGCCCACGCCCGCAGCGCAUGCGUGUGGUUUGCGUGUUGGCCAAGGGCGGAGCAGUGCUUUUGCUUCCUUCAAAUCUGUACAUUCUGCCAGGAUUGGCUCAUCCAGGGUAGUUUGGGUGUUUAGAGCAUGCCUACUACGUAUUAGUCCCUGGAUCAGGGUCUUGUGUCUUCGCUGUGUAGAUGGCGGUGGGUGCCAAGUAACUUCAGGAAGACGGCCUGGUUACCGGUUGGCGGUCAGCGCGUGUACCGUGGCAGACGCCAUGCCUCAUUAACGUAGGUCGUACGGUCCGCCACUUACGCAUGUGUAGUCUGAAGGGUUGCUGAGAGCGAUGGGACAGGGAACAGGGUGGCAGUCCCGGGCACUAGCGUUCAACACUUAGACACGGUAUGAGUGCGCGCGCGGCUGGUGCCGAAACGCCGCUGGGGUGCUGGCUUGCUGGCAGUUUGCUGAUUCGCAUUCCUCAUCGCUCCGGGUGCCAGCCUGUCAGGUUGCAACGACUUGCAUGCACGUCUUCCGCCUCAUCAGCAUUCAUUCCCAUGGCGAGCCCUCCUGAUGCGGGGCGUGUGGGCCUGUGGUCUUGACGCAGUCCCCGGGCGGCAGUAGGAUGGCGUGUGUGAGCACUGAGGAUGUCGUGUUCACGCACUAGCGACGACAUACGGACGCACCAAGGAUUGUAGCCGGGGGGGGCACUGCACACUUCUGGGUCGUUUGUGUGGCGGGGGUGCGGGACCAAGGCUGGAGCACGUGCGCACUAGCGCAGUGACGCCUGCAUCUUAAUUCCCCAUUUCCAUCAUUCUCCCAUCUGCCCGUUGCCAAUAGACCAUGUAAGGUCCGGUUCAG
Chlamydomonas reinhardtii is the source of this 2543-nucleotide messenger RNA. RefSeq lists its product as uncharacterized. NCBI's taxonomy places the organism in Eukaryota, Viridiplantae, Chlorophyta, Chlorophyceae, Chlamydomonadales, Chlamydomonadaceae. Gene Ontology annotation, biological process: protein localization to chloroplast; protein insertion into membrane; thylakoid membrane organization. The transcript has 6 exons. Bases 399 to 1652 code for a protein of 417 amino acids. Gene Ontology annotation, molecular function: membrane insertase activity. Gene Ontology annotation, cellular component: chloroplast thylakoid membrane. The record is from RefSeq and is a predicted model, not a curated record.